UGGAAGUGUGCGGAGGGUGGGAUACCAGGCGCUACACAACUCCCGUGAAGUCGGUGCAGUGAAGACGUGAUAAUUCAAAGCCAAAUUUAAGUCUAUGUAUCGGAAAUUGCAGUGUAAAUAACUCAAACGGCUUAGUAGAACAGGUGGUGACGGCACGAGCAGGAUUCACCCAGUGUUUAUUAUAGGGCCCCCUGGCUCCCCCUUAAAGCAUGUCACCCAUUGCUCAGCUGGUGGUCUGUACAACUAAGAAAAAGAUGGAGUUAAGGGUUGGCAACAAGUAUCGUCUAGGACGGAAGAUAGGAAGUGGAUCUUUCGGUGACAUAUACUUGGGAACAAACAUAUCGACGGGCGAGGAGGUAGCCAUUAAAUUAGAAUGCAUCAAAACCAAACAUCCACAGUUACACAUAGAGUCCAAGUUUUAUAAGAUGAUGGCAGGUGGUGUAGGUAUUCCAGGAAUCAAGUGGUGUGGCUCUGAAGGCGACUACAACGUUAUGGUUAUGGAGCUGUUAGGGCCGUCCUUAGAAGACCUCUUCAACUUCUGUUCUAGAAAGUUUUCUCUUAAGACAGUUCUCCUCCUGGCAGAUCAACUUAUAACCAGGAUAGAAUAUAUCCAUAGCAAGAAUUUCAUCCACCGAGACAUAAAGCCAGACAACUUCCUCAUGGGCUUGGGAAAAAAGGGAAAUCUUGUGUAUAUCAUAGACUUUGGUCUAGCAAAAAAGUACAGAGACUCUCGCACACAUCAACACAUACCAUAUCGGGAAAACAAAAAUUUAACUGGUACUGCACGUUAUGCCUCGGUUAACACUCAUCUUGGUAUUGAACAAAGCAGAAGGGAUGACUUAGAAAGCCUAGGGUAUGUGUUGAUGUACUUCAACAGAGGAUCUCUUCCCUGGCAAGGACUUAAAGCUGCUACCAAAAGGCAAAAAUAUGAAAGAAUCAGUGAAAAAAAGAUGCAGACACCUAUUGAGGAGCUCUGCAAAGGAUUUCCUAAUGAGUUUGCGACGUACCUGAAUUUCUGCCGGUCUCUGCGGUUUGAGGAAAAGCCAGACUACAGUUACCUGAGGCAACUCUUCCGCCAGCUCUUCCAUCGUCAGGGCUUUACCUAUGACUAUGUCUUUGACUGGAAUAUGCUCAAAUUUGGUGGUUCACGAAAUCAAGAAAAUGAGGUAGAACGAAGAGAUCGUCAGAGCCACAAACCCCAAGCCACAGGUGCCACGUCCCGGAUACGGCACGACACUACCGUCGGGGGUGUUUUGCCCUCCCCAACAGCGGGUGUAGGGCGACUGCGAUCAGGAAGUGAGAGCGAACAACGUGUGAGCAUGAGGGUACACCGAUCUGGGACUUCUAAUGCACAGACCCCUGAGCUGUCAAGAGCAACGGAUAGAUGUGUUGAAACUUGGGCCAACAGUGUGAGUCCCCCAGUAUCUGGAGGGGUGAUACGUAGAGGAUCAGCUGGCAGGGACGGCACCUUUAGAUAUCCAGCAAAGAAGUGAAGAUUAGGCAUCCAAUUUAGCUUGGUUCUUUGUAAUGACUUGGCAGUGCUGUACAUGAUAGUGUAGUAAGAUGCUGCUAUGUGAUGGUCAACACCACAGCCAUAAAUUUGAUUGAACUUGCACGAAAGUUUUGCGUGUAUUAUGGCCACACGGGCAGUUGCUUGACGUGCAGGGGGUGUUGCUGUCAGCAGUGCAAACAUUUUACUGGCCAGCAAAGCUCAAGCUUAUCUGACAAUAUGUUGAUGGAAAAUGUGAACUCCUUUGGAAUGAAAGCCAUGGCCUUAAUUAUAGUAUUUAUGAAAAUGUGUAAUACAAACUUUAUAUGACAAGUGAAUGCAUUAAAUGCACCAAUUAGUUCUAUCAAUUAUAAUUUUGUAAUUGUUUAUGAUGAAACUUGUGGGAUGAAGCUGUCAUCAGGAUCAACAAGUGUGUAGUGUCUUUGAUUUUAUUUUUUUUUUAGUUUGUAUAAUGUGUACAUUCACCUGUUAAUACAGUAUGGUGUUCUUGAAUACAGAGGUAAUCUUAAGUUGUGUACUUUGUCGGUACCAUUGAUCUCAUUGCCUGCAGGUCUUCAUGGGGGCAUCUCUUAUGGUAAUAAAAACUGCAAAUGUGAUGUAAGUAAGUAUGUACUAGCCAGACUCCAUUACUUCCUUGCAGAUGCUUAGUCUAUAAGCUAUUAAGAGUUGAGUUUAAUGCAUCAGUUAUAGCAAACAGUUGCAAUGUAAAAUGAAACUUGAUGAAAAGAUUGUUUGAAAAUAUAGGAAUAUAUUGCUAUGUAUAAUGUGUUGAUGGUAGCCAUAUGUAAAGCUUUUUUACACUUUUUAUUAUUAAUACCAUAUGUAAAGUCAAAACCCUCUUUAGUUUAUCUCAGCUUAUCAUUGCCAUCUUAAUGACUCAAAUGUUUAUUAAAACUUAAAUUUAUCUACAAAAGCUAUAUUAUUGUGGUUAUCAAACAGAGAAGCUUAUACUGUACUAUACCUGCUGUGUUCAAAGUAAAAGUAUCCUGUAGUCAUUUUUUAUUAUUCUGGUAUUUUCUCCCAUUAAAUUUUAAAUCUUGCCCAAGUUAUUGUCAAAAUUUGUGAAAUAUUAAUGAUAAUUAAAAUAUAAAUUUAUUUUUUAAAUAGCUUAAGUGAAGUGUAUUGGCCACAAGUAUUGGCACAAAAGUUUACCUUCAUUUUUUAACUCCUGUGAACUUUUGGCCAGUGAUCUUGCAUAGAUACAGUACUUUAAAGUAUGAUAUACUGUAUGCAUAUUGUUACCAAUUAAUUUUCACAACAAUAGAUUCAUAGGAUAAUCGGGUGUAUGCAUUUACUGUAAGUGAUACAGUACUGCUGGCCUUCCAUUGGGUCAUGACUCCUGGGAGAAAGGACACAGUGUCUUAAAUAAAUCUUCCAGGUGCUGAAAUUUAGUUGAAGUGUUCCUGAGAGGAGCGUAAUUGUUAAUAAAGAAUAAACAGCUUGCAUUCCUUAACAAACAAAUGUUAGUUCAGCAUAGAAGCAUUUUGUGUAAGGGAUCACCUUAUGGGUUCACAGGUAAAGUGGUACUGUUUCUUAGAGCCGUGUGAGUGAGUGUUAAGAGGUUCUCUAGGGGCACAAAUUAAUGUUGUACCACCUCUCAACCCUAAAUUAUUAAAUACACAACAAAAUUCAGAUGGGUUAGGGUUAGAAGUGAUAUGAUACUGAUUUCUUGGCCCACAGAUGGAGUAAGUCCUCUCUACACACAAACACAUUGGUUCAAAAACAUUAAUGCACCAUGUUUGAAAUACUGAAGUGCCCAUUAAGCCAGAGGAUUCAUAUACCAUGUGGAUUUAACUUGCUUUUGUUUUUACUUUUGUAUCCCAGCUAAAAGUGUUAGGUGCUCAUUCACUUUUAGACUUCCUAAUUAUUCAUUACUUGUCUCUUUGAUACAUACAUGAAGAUAAACUGGUUCAGGAUUAUUGAGGUUAUGAUGAAUAUUUAGGAAUUACUGCAGAGGAAUUUGGUACUAGUAAGCAAAGUGUUUCAUUUAUGAGUUGGUUGCUGUCUACUACUGAAUACUGUAGUAAUAUCAUAAAGUGUCAUGUUUUGGAAUUUGGCUACAUUAUGUCUGACUAUGGGAGAAUUUUGCUACAUUGUCUAAUUAUGGGAGAAUUUGGCUACAUUGUCUGAUUAUGGGAGAAUCUGGCUAUGUUAUGUCUGAUUAUAAUGGGAGAAUUUUAUGUAUUUAUGUCUUUAUUUAUUUAUAGCUCAUUAAUAGUUUUUUGUGCAUUUAAUAUGAUGAAACAAGUGUUUAGUUCUCACUGGCAGUGAAGUGAUCAACAACUUAUGGUAAUAAAUACUGACUCCCAUCUUGGACUAUACUCAGUCUAGCCAUGUUCUUAAAUGUGACCCAGUCAUUGUAUUUACCAUCAUUCAUAUACAAGUGAGUGCAUAAUGAUAUUUGUCUUUGAAUGGGCUGAGUGUUUCAGAGGAGUAAAUGUGAGAGUUUUAUGCUUUGAUGUCUGAAUGGGGGAGUGCCUGCUGGAUUAUUUUUUUCAAGGCAGACGUAAUGCAGCAUUUUAUAGUUUUAUGCAGUGGGAAAAGGGGAUAUUUAUGUAUCAUUUUUCAUAUUCAGGUUAUUUUGUAAUAAUCAUGUUCUCACUCAAUUAAAAAUAGGAUUGUCAUUGUUGUACUUUGUAUUGUAAAUUUAAACAUUUUGGGAAAUGUUGAUAUUGAUCAUUGCACAUUCACUACUUCACGCUUGAACAGAUUACUGUGACGAAAUGAUGAGAGUUCUUUUUCUCCACAAUUUUCCUACUUAGUGAAAAUAUCCUUUGACAUUUCACCUUUCAACCCUGUUAUACAUAUUGGUAUACGUACUCAGUUAGCGGUGAUCAUUACAAAACAGGAUUAUUCCCUUUGUUCUGUCUUAAUUAAAUACAGUACACACACACACACACACACACUCAGACAUAAACAGGCAUCCCUCAAUUAUUGUAGACUCAAACAAAACUUUGCAAAUUGAGCAAAUUCAGGAACAAAUUCUGAUAAAUGAACUAAAAUUUACAUCUUGGGUAACCUUAAGUAUUUUACUGAACACAAAAUAAUCUUUAUUCUAUAACAUAUAAAGACAAACUAAAAUUAACUACUGUAAGAACAUAUUGUUAUUGUCAUGUCUUAAUGUACUAGUACAGUACAGUAACCAGAAGCUGACCCUCAGAUCUCUCCUGUGGGAGCAUCCAUGUUUACAUUCUCCAACAUUGUUUUCUGAUAUGGAAGACAAAUUAAGCUGUACUAUACAUGUUUAUUUUGUAGGUAAAACCACAAAUUACUGUACGUAUAUCUUUUUAAUUUUCAUUAAAUAAACUUGUGGCCAUUUUAUUAUGACAAUAGUUUAUAAUAUAAAUCUUGUUUCUCAUUAUCUAGUACAGUAUGUGCCUACAAGUGUUGUAGGUUAUAUUAUGCCAUUCAGAGGCAGAUCCAGGAAUAUCAAAAGGGAGGGGGUCCAAGAAGUUGUGGGUGGGGGAACAUGGCGAGUGCAGCGAGCCCACCCAACUGGGGGUUUUGGGGGCCACUGUAAACCCCCCCAGAAUUUUUUUUUGAAAUCUGACCAAUAUCAUGGACAUUAUGGGGCCAUUUUGCAGCCAUGCACACUUCACAUUAGGAGAUAUUUUGAAGUCAAUAGUAAAUACUUUUUACAAUACAAAAAUGCCUGAGUACAAUACAGUACUGCAUUUAAGAAAAAGUAUUGGAAUUUUCUGGUGGAAAGGGGAGUUCUGGUCCCCCAGGAACCCCACCCCCCAGAUCCACCCUUGUCAUUAUAAAUGUUGGGGCAGAUUUUAUAUGGGAACAUAUCUCCUGUUAUAUAAUGGGACUUCAUGGGAGCAUUGCAAUCAGUUUAUACAAUUUUUAUAUUCAGAUGUUUUUCAGGAAUGGAACCCUUUCAUACUGGAGGGAUGCUGUACUGUACAUUAUUAUCUCAAAUUUUGUUCAGACAGACCUACAAAGGUACUGUACAUUACAUACAUAUUAUCUAAAACACUUCUAUAGUGAAGGUACAGUAUAUCUUUUAUACUCUUUCUCAUUCGUUAUCAUCUUUCUUUAGUUCAUUUUAGUUUCUCAAAGUAUUGCAGCUACAAGUAUAAAGGUAUCACAUUAAAGUGACUUUAGUAGUCACUGAUUACUAUGAUGUGUGCUCAGGCAACCACUACUAUAUUUGACAAAAAGAGUAAGUAAAUAAAUAAAUGAUGCCACCUAACUAAACAUAACAUCACAAAACAAUAAGUUAAGACUGUUAGGUUAACUUUAGGUUGAGAUGGUUUGGUUUGUGUUGUCUGGUAUAACAAACAAGAUGACCCUUGUUAGGAAGCUUGGUAGUUGGUUUAAUUCAUCUCUCAGUUCAGCUUAUGAAUUCUGUGUAAAUUUCACUGAUAGAAAAUUAUAAUUAACUGAUAAAUUUGAGCAUUUUAAUUUGUAUUAAAAGUGAGAACUUCCUUCCUUUAGAAGAGUUUUGUCAAAUAAUGCUGUAUGUAUUAGUAAACAGCUGUUACUAUAGUGAACUGUCACCAUAAUACUAAAAUAUUUUACUUAUUUAUUUUAUAUAAUUUUACAUCUCCGGUUAAAAUCUCUCUCCAAAGUUGUACAUAUUUGCCAGAUUUUAGCCAUUUUUACUUAUCCUUUUUAAGUACUCUCAUCUUUUCCCAACUUCCAUUUGACAGUGAAUCACCAAGUUUCUGACCCACACUUCCAUGCCUGUCCAGUAAAAGCACUUUGGGAAUGUUUCUCAUAAAAUUAUUGAACCUUCCUUUGUACACAUGAAUUUUUUAUAUACUGUACUUGCACUCAAAACAGAGAACAUGGGUGAAGAAUGCUUUGCAGAUUGGAUUCUAACUUGUAUUUUAUGUUUACGAGUUUCAUGAGUAACCAAUAUGGAAAUUUUGAAUGCAUAUGACUUCUUCAACUUAUCCAGUGCUUUUAAUUGUUUAUUAUUAUCACCCAAAGCUCCUAUAUACUUAUUCUGUAUCAUUAAUUUUGUAUGAUUCUUUUUGUUUACAAGAAUAGUGUAUGAAAAUAAAAAAAUUCAAUAACUUUCGGAGGCUUUAAAUUAAAAUGUUUUAAUAUGUGAUGUAUUAUUACCAAUACAAGGGGGGAGAAUUGCUCUCUAAAAUCUACCUGUGAAAGCAGUGUAAUGUGAUUGUAAUAAAAUCAUCAAAUAAUUUUU
This is a messenger RNA of Homarus americanus (American lobster), 6671 nucleotides long. RefSeq names its product casein kinase I-like (gene dco). Lineage: Eukaryota; Metazoa; Arthropoda; Malacostraca; Decapoda; Nephropidae. The transcript is spliced from 10 exons. Gene Ontology annotation, molecular function: ATP binding; protein serine/threonine kinase activity. The record is from RefSeq and is a predicted model, not a curated record. Gene Ontology annotation, cellular component: cytoplasm; nucleus. The coding region runs from base 210 to 1493 and encodes 427 amino acids. Gene Ontology annotation, biological process: signal transduction; peptidyl-serine phosphorylation; endocytosis.